Schistocerca cancellata (South American locust) is the source of this 1814-nucleotide messenger RNA. RefSeq names its product NK1 transcription factor-related protein 1-like. Bases 195 to 1814 code for a protein of 539 amino acids. The transcript has 8 exons. NCBI's taxonomy places the organism in Eukaryota, Metazoa, Arthropoda, Insecta, Orthoptera, Acrididae. Gene Ontology annotation, biological process: regulation of transcription by RNA polymerase II; anatomical structure development. Gene Ontology annotation, molecular function: RNA polymerase II cis-regulatory region sequence-specific DNA binding; DNA-binding transcription factor activity, RNA polymerase II-specific. The record is from RefSeq and is a predicted model, not a curated record.
CGCGCCGUGCUCACUCACGACCGCGCAGUCGCCGCUUCCUCGAGGCCCGUGACUCAGCGCCACCUCCCAGCCGCCGUGCUCGCGCCGCGCACCCACGGACACUACACAGACGCUCUCUGCGGUGGAUGGAGGCGGCCCGGGGUGGAGUGAGCAGACUGCGGACGCGGACGCAGACGGGCGCCUAGCCAGUGAACAUGCUGAUCACGACGAACGCGCUCGCGCCGCCGGCCAACUGCAGCGACCUGAGUAGCCUGUGCUGCCUGCCGAGCCGCACCGCGCCCUCCUGGGGCAAGAUGGACCUGCCAGGGGUGCCACCGCCGCUCACCAGCUCCGCCGCUGUCGCCAUGUUGCCCAGCCUGCCUUGCUCGCCCGCAGCAGUGUCUUCGCCGACGCCGACCGUGGGCGUGGUAUCCUCGCCGCCCAUGUCGUCACCCGGGGGCGGCGGAGGCGGCGCCGGAGGCGGCGCGGCUUCGGCGGGCCCGCAGCAGCUGCGCGAGCUGUACGCCGCGGCCGCUGCCGCGGCGCACCACCCGCUGGCGUCGCUCGUGUCGCAGCAGCGCCUGCUCGAGCUGUCGCGCCUCGGUCUGCGCCACUACGACCUCGCCUCGCACGUCCUCACCCAGCAGGGCGCCGUCUCCAAGCUGCUCGGAACUCUUAGGCCGCCAGGCCUUAUUGGAGGCAGCAAACCUAAGGUGGCCACCCCAGCAGUCGUCUCCAAGAUAGAGCAAUACAAGAGGGAGAACCCCACCAUCUUCGCCUGGGAGAUUCGCGAAAGGCUCAUAUCUGAAGGCGUGUGCACGAACGCGACGGCGCCCAGCGUGAGCAGUAUCAACCGCAUCCUGCGCAACCGCGCGGCCGAGCGCGCGGCCGCCGAGUUCGCGCGCGCCGCGGGCUACGGGCUGUACCCGGGGGCGGCGGCGGCUGCUGCGGCCAGCGGCCACUCGCCCGCCGGCUACGCCUUCCCCUGGGGGCCGCAGCUGUGGGCCGCCGCGCCGCUGGGGCUGGGCCUGUCUGCCGCCGCCGCCGCCGCUGCCGCCGCCGCGCAGGCGCACCACGGGCAGCCGCCCGGCGCUCAGCCGCAGGCGCCGGGGCAGGCCGCCGCCCCCCACGACGCCGCCGACCUCAUCGUGCCGCGCCUCAUAGAUGUCGACGGCAGUGCCAGCGGAGGAGUCUGCAAGGACGACUCGAGCAGCCUGGAUGGUUCCGACCAGCCCAAGUUCCGGCGCAACAGGACCACGUUCAGCCCCGACCAGCUGGAGGAGCUGGAGAAAGAGUUCGAGAAGAGCCACUACCCCUGCGUCAGCACGCGGGAGCGCCUCGCCUCCAAGACCAGCCUGUCGGAAGCCAGAGUGCAGGUUUGGUUUUCCAACAGACGAGCCAAGUGGAGGCGCCACCAGCGCAUGAGCCUCCUAAAGCGGGCGUCGCCGGGGGGCCCGACCUCCUACUGCAGCACGCACCAGCUGCAGAUGGGCGGCGAAAACAGCGCUUUUAGGGCGCUGCCGGCCAGGGGCGGCGGUCUGGCCGCGCCGCCGCCGCAGCCGCAGCCGCAGCCGCAGCCGCCCCCGCAGCGGACGCCGUCGCCUCGCGACUGUCACUACGCCUCGUCCGACUCCGAGGAGAUCAACGUCAACGACGACUCGGACGACGAGGACUUCCGAAGGGAGCGGCUGCGCCCGGAGGGGGCAGCGUUGGUCAACGGCCGCGGGGAGGCGGCGACGGACGCGGGGGCGGAGGUGGAGGCGGCGAGGGACGCAUGGGAGGCGGCGGGGCAGCAGCCCCUGCAGCUCACCAAGCACGACCGCGAUCGCGUCUAG